Salvelinus sp. IW2-2015 is the source of this 1181-nucleotide messenger RNA. NCBI's taxonomy places the organism in Eukaryota, Metazoa, Chordata, Actinopteri, Salmoniformes, Salmonidae. The record is from RefSeq and is a predicted model, not a curated record.
AUGCACAAGGAAAAUAGCAAUACGCUGCAGCACCAACUUGUCUGUAUAGCUAGGUCUCCCAUUUUCUAUUUUGAUCAUUUGUUCAAAAACAAUGGCAAUUACUACAAUCAAGGGUUCCAGCGUCGAGAAGAGCUUCUAGACAGCUGUGCCGUUUUGGGAAUACCAGCCUCCCAAGUCACUAUACACAACUGCAAAGAACUGCCAGACAAUCCCAACGUAGAAUGGAGCAUCUCAAUGGCCUCCUCUCUAAUCCUGAAGCACAUAAGAGCCCACUCCAUCAACCUGGUGCUGACCUUCGAUGGAAGGGGAGUGAGUGGCCAUAGCAAUCACACUGCCAUCUACAAGGCUGUCAGCUACCUGGCUUCCAUUGGCAACAUACCAGAUGACUGCAGUCUCCUCUCUCUGUCGACCAUUGGUGUUCUCAGGAAGUACCUGUCCUUCCUGGAGCUGCCUAUCAGCUGGCUCCUCCCAUCAGAUCUCUGCUGCGUCAUAGGCUCAAAGGGCUACGUUCAAGCUAAGAGGGCCAUGCUCUGUCACCGUACUCAGCUCCUGUGGUUUCGUUACCUCUACAUUUGGUUUUCACGCUACAUGAUUAUCAACACAUUCCAAGUUAUUGAUCAAGGACCAAAGAAUCUGAAGAUCUAUUAGUGAAAAAUUAGGUUCCUGAUUAAUCUUCUGAGAACACUGUUACUUGGGUUUGUUAAUCUUACUGUAAUCAGUUUGCGCAUCUUUUAUUAUGUUUUGCCUCAUCUGACAUAUUGAUCUCAUAGCACUGAUAUAUUCAGACAUACCUAUUGCUACCUAUUGAUUGAAUGUAGAUAUMAUAUUUUUCAAACUUUUUGUUGUUGAAGGAAAUACAUUAUUAAAGUUUCUCUUCCACUCAUUGCCAACAUUGUUAGUUGGGAACAGUUUACUUAUGAUCGUUAAUACACUAUUCUCAGUUUACUGUAAAAAUGUUGACAUAUACUGACACUGUAAAUGAAUAGUGAAUUUGUCAAAUGUAAGUAAAAUGUGAAUACAUAGACAUUGAUUGUAACCAAACAGGGUCCUUUUUAUUUUUGGAAAUGAUGUACAAAAGCUAGAACAAAUGUUCAAAUUGUUAAUGAACCAAAAAAGUUCAUUUAAUUUAGAAUAAAAAUGUGUCUCAGUUAUAAUACAAUAAAGGACUGUGUUUGAUCUCA